Molecule: messenger RNA, 1545 nt
Organism: Fusarium graminearum PH-1
Lineage: Eukaryota; Fungi; Ascomycota; Sordariomycetes; Hypocreales; Nectriaceae
Exons: 2
Coding region: 1-1545 (514 amino acids)
Biological process (GO): transmembrane transport
Cellular component (GO): membrane
Molecular function (GO): transmembrane transporter activity
Source: RefSeq, a predicted model, not a curated record
AUGGCAACGUUUUCAGCUCAAGACGCAUUAGACGUCAAGAAGAUGCAACCCUUUGACACUCAUGAUGUCGAAGCCGAUAUUAAGCAAGGCACCGUCGAAGACCUUGAUGAAGCAGAGCUGUUUCUCCAACAACAUGGCAUUCCUCACUCUCGACUAAACGAGCUCAUGGCCGAUGAGGAAGCUCUCAAGAAACUCCGCCGAAAAGUCGACUGGACUCUUAUGCCGCUUCUCUGCGGUACAUACCUCCUCCAAUACGUCGACAAGCAGGCAUUGGGCUACUCAGCCGUCUUUGAUCUGUUCACAACCACAGGAAUGACUCCUGACGAAUACUCCUGGAUGGCAUCAAUCUUCUACUUUGCCUACCUCGUCGCCGAGUGGCCAGCAUCAUACCUCACCCAGCGUCUCCCCACAGGCACAGUCGUGAGCAGUUUCGUCAUCAUCUGGGGUGCCAUCCUCUGCCUUACAGCAGCCUGCCACAACUUCACCGGCCUCGCCAUCUGCCGUUUCCUCCUCGGUACCUUUGAAGCCGUCAUCACACCAGCCUUUAUGCUCAUCGUAUCACAAUGGUUCCGCCGCGAGACGCAGCCUUCCCGCGCAGGUCUCUUCUACUGCUUCAACGGAUUCGGCGCCAUGUUCGGCGGCAUUCUGUUCUACGGUGUCGGUCAAGCAAAGGGCUGGGCCGUGUGGCGUACCAUCUACGUGCUCUGCGGUGGAAUGACCAUCUGCUGGGGCAUCGUUCUGUUCUUCUUCCUGCCCAACAACAUCCUCACUGCUAAGCGAUACACCAUUGAGGAGCGGGCCAUGCUUAUUGCACAGAGCGCGAGGAACAAGACGGGUGUGUUUAACCGCAAGAUCAAGUGGAACCAGAUCCGCGAGGUUUUCUCUGAUAUGCAGAUCUGGCUACUGUUCUUCUACGUUCUUCUCAACGAGAUCAUCAACGGUGGUAUUGCCAACUUCUCAAAGCUUAUCGUCAAGGGCUUCACACAUGAUGCGCUGCUCACUACAGCGUACGGUAUCCCGUAUGGUGCUUGCAACGCCAUCUUCAUGUUCACUGGCCCUUUUGUGGCGUCCAAGUUUAAGAACGUCCGAACUAUUGUGAUGUGUGUUUGGCUCAUCCCUACACUUAUUGCCGUGAACCUCUUCUGGCAGCUUCCUCGAAGCAACAAGGGUGGUUUACUCGCUGGUUAUUACAUGUGCGCAUCUUUCGUCGGUGCCCUCAUCGUCGCUCUCCAAAUGCCCGCUUCAAACGUCGGUGGUUACACCAAGCGUACCACUGCCACAGCCUUUGUCUUCCUGGCCUACUGUAUCGGCAACAUCAUCGGUCCUCACGGCUGGGUUGGCUCCGAGGCACCUAUUUACCAGACCGGCUGCAAGCUUAUCAUUGGCUGUGUAGCAGGCCAAGUUGUAAUUGCCAUCAUUCUGCGUUUUGUGCUCAUCCGUCGAAACCGUCUCCGUGAUGAGCAAGGACCUGUUAUUGAGGACGAGAACGCCGCGUUGCAGGAUCUCACUGAUUUCGAGAACCCCAACUUCCGUUACUCUUACUAG